GGCCCGCCCCCCCUCGGCGCUCGGGGGCGGGGCGGGCUCCUCCCAGGGCGGCCGGGCGGAGAGGGCCUUGCGUCGCGAGAGCAGGCGCUGUACGGCGCGGUCCUCCCGUGCAGGGCCGAGUGCUGGCCAGGAUCCCGGGUUCGGUGUGGCGGAUACCCCAGUCCCUGGCAGUCCCCCGAGGCUCACAGAGAGCCUCUGCGGAGCCCCGCCACGCGCAGGCAGGGUGGCCACUGCCGCGGGUGUGGAUGUGCCUGACAAGAUGAAGAGCCAAAUCCCAGUGGUGCUCCUGGCCUGUGGCUCCUUCAAUCCGAUCACCAACAUGCACCUGCGCUUGUUUGAGGUGGCCAGAGACCACCUACAUCAAACAGGAAUGUACCAGGUGAUCGGGGGUAUCAUCUCUCCUGUCAACGACAACUACAGGAAGCAAGACCUCGUGGCUGCCCACCACCGGGUGGCCAUGGCCCGGCUGGCCCUGCAGACGUCCGACUGGGUCCGGGUGGACCCCUGGGAGAGUGAGCAGGUGCAGUGGAUGGAGACAGUGAAGGUGCUGAGGCAUCAUCACAAUGAACUGCUCAGAUCUCUGCCCCAGACGGAAGGCCAGGACCACGGCAGGGCUCGCUCCGUGGCCCCCACAGCUGUGCCCGAGUUGAAGCUCCUCUGCGGGGCAGAUGUCCUGAAGACCUUCCAGACCCCCAACCUCUGGAAAGACGCGCACAUCCAGGAGAUAGUGGAGAAGUUUGGCGUGGUGUGUGUGAGCCGGACAGGUCACAACCCAAAGGAAUACAUCUCGGGCUCGCCCAUCCUGCAGAAGUAUCGGCACAACAUUCACCUGGCCAGGGAGCCCGUGCAGAAUGAGCUCAGCUCCACGUACAUCAGGUGGGCCCUGAGCCAGGGGCACAGCGUGAAGUACUUGCUCCCAGAUGCUGUCAUCAGCUACAUCAAGGACCACAACCUCUACACCAGGGACAGCUCCUGGAAAGACAGCAGCUCCCAGAGGAAUGAAGGGAAGACAGACUAGGGAGAGCCAGCCACUCUGCCACAGAGCUCCUCCUGACCAAAGGGCAGUUAAGGUCUUAGGCUUUUUUUUUUUUUAGGCAAUGAGUUUAUUUCAGAGGAGUCUUCUGUCCCAGGAAGAGAGAGCUUCUUUUGGGAGAAGGAGCAAGUGCCUGCAUCUCAAAGCAGUUAAGAGGGCAUGGCAGGUCACUAGAACUGGACGACAGCUUUCAGAACCUGUCGCUGCAGAGCCCUCCUUAUUCGGUCACCGGUGACUCGGGCAUGCGCACUGAAGGCAGUUCUGCACCAGGCAGGGCCCCUGAGGGUCAGAUCAGAACUGCCCACGCGCGUUUUCUAACUAGGACCAGGUGCAGCAUGCUGGUCUUGAUUAGAGAGACUUGACAGGACGCUAAUUACCAAACAGUGGGCUUUGUCAACGCCUUGUUCCAACAAAAUAAUACUAAGUGAGGAGUCAGAAAUUUGGAAGCCGCUCUUUGCCGAUUUACAUUGAAUCUUCCCUCAAGAACCACCGUCUGCCUGCCUAAGCUGUAGAUACCAUUUAAACUAAAAUCUUUCUAAGGAGUGACCCUCAAACAAUAUUUUUGAUAUGGCAGAUAUCUUUAACACCACUUCUUUUAUAAACGCCAGGGCUCCUGAUUUCCAGGUUUCUAAAAAGGAACUGAGGUAAAACAGAUGCCUUGACUGUUUUAGAGGAUCUUUUUGAAUGUUUUAUGACCGCCUGCCUGUUUGAAUAUUGGCAAAGGGAUAAAUAAUAAAUUGACAUAAAAAAAUACUAAUGAAAGGUCUCUUUUUUCUCCUUUUGUUAUAUUUUUUAAUGCCUGAUGUAUAGUUGUUGCUCUUCUUUUUAGCUACCCCGUGAAACUGGCUACUGUUCCAAUCCAACUGACAGGAAUUUUUUUUUUUUUUAAGAUUUUAUUUAUUUGAGAGAGAGAAUGAGAGACCGAGAGCAUGAGAGGGAAGAGGGUCAGAGGGAGAAGCAGACUCCCUGCUGAGCAGAGAGCCUGAUGUGGGACUCGAUCUCGGGACUCCAGGAUCAUGACCUGAGCCGAAGGCAGUCGCUUAACCAACUGAGCCACCCAGGCGCCCCCCAACUGACAGGCGCCCCCCGUACUAGCAGUGGAGGAAGCAGCUGCUUUUCAACACCCUGCAGAGUGCUCUAAUCUGAAGCUCUGGGCAGAGGGCUCUGUUCAGGUGGGCCCUAAAGGAUGAGAAGAGGAGCUUCACAUGUGUUCAGGAUCUGUCAUUCCACUCCUCCUCAAGAAGAGGUUUUAAUUGGCCUAAUUCUGUUUGAGUUUACUCUUUACACCUGCUCACCAAAUGACCGAAUGCAUUCAGAAUGUACUUCUCCAUACUUUUACCCUGGUACGUCCUUGCUGCAGAUGUAGUCAUGCAGAAAAACAAAGGGCCAGCCAGAAGAAUCUACUAUCUCCCCAAACAUAUCCCAGCGUUUCUGUGGGUGCCCUGAUAGCCAGGAGUAAAGUAGGCAAUCAGGAUUUCCUGGGGCUAGAGUACUGGGGGUCCCUAGGCCCCCACCCCUGCAACCUCUAAUGCUGCUAGCCAUUCCCCACCCUGACUGCGCUCUACACCCCAAGGGGUCUCUAAGAACCUUGAUAAUGCAGGGGAAUAGGAAUCAAACAGCCUUGUCCACAGCAAGCUGUGUGAUUUGGACCAGCUCCCUUCCCUACUGCAAGUCUCGGUUUCUCAAACUCUGAAAUGCGGCGGUUUGACUAGAUUGUCUCUCAAUUCGCUUCUAGCUCUGAUCACCUGAGACUCUGAAUGCCUUCCUUCAGCCUGCCCACCCUUCUUUGGGUCCAAUUCACUUCCGGCCACACUGGAAAUUCUCCAAGGGCAGAGGGUCUCUGUUUUGUUUGCUGAUAUAUCCGAAGUGCCAAGAAAUUUGCUGUCCCAAACACGGUCGCGGGAUGCAGUGUUUUCGUCCCCCGGGAGCUGGACAGAAAUGCAGACCUACUGACUCAGAAUCUGCAAUUUAAUAAAAUUCCCAAGCCAUUCAAUGUACGGGCCUAGAACAGUACCUGUUACAAUAAAUAUUAGCUUUACUUUCAAUAGGCUGACUAUAUGAUUGAAA
Mirounga angustirostris (Northern elephant seal) is the source of this 3100-nucleotide messenger RNA. It is a transcript of the gene NMNAT3, whose product is annotated as nicotinamide nucleotide adenylyltransferase 3. The record is from RefSeq and is a predicted model, not a curated record. Gene Ontology annotation, molecular function: nicotinate-nucleotide adenylyltransferase activity; nicotinamide-nucleotide adenylyltransferase activity. Bases 260 to 1018 code for a protein of 252 amino acids. The transcript is spliced from 5 exons. Gene Ontology annotation, biological process: NAD+ biosynthetic process. NCBI's taxonomy places the organism in Eukaryota, Metazoa, Chordata, Mammalia, Carnivora, Phocidae. Gene Ontology annotation, cellular component: mitochondrion.